AUGACGAGCCAACUCCCCCCCGGCGUGAUCGUCUUUGGUGCCGACGAAAAUUGCACACUUGAUACAUGCCCGGUGACAUGGAGCAUUUACGGCUACCAGCCGUCUCGUGCUGCAAAUGCAACCUUUCUUGUGCUCUACGUCGUGGCCGGUAUAGUUCAUGGCUAUCUCGGUAUUCGCUGGAGAAGUUGGGGCUUCAUGACCGGCAUGCUUCUGGGAUGCCUUUGUGAAAUUAUCGGAUAUGCGGGGCGGCUCAUGCUUUGGAAGAAUCCCUUCUCUUAUCCUGGAUUCAUGAUCCAAAUCAUUUGCCUUACAAUCGCCCCUGUGUUUUUCACGGCCUCAAUUUACGUCACCCUUUCAAAAACUAUCGUCCAUCUUGCGCCUGAACUUUCUCGGUUCAAGCCCAAGCUCUAUUAUUGGAUCUUUAUUCCCUUUGAUGUUACCUGCUUGUUGCUUCAAGCCGCGGGAGGCGCAAUGUCUACAGACUCUAAUGGUAGUAAUCAGGUCGGAGUUAACAUCUCUUUGGCGGGUCUCAUUUUGCAGGUCAUUGUCCUUACCAUAUUUGUUGGCUUUUUCGCCGAUUUCAUGAUUCGGUACUUUCGAUCUAGCCACACGAAGAAGUUCGGGUGGAGGCUCAAGGCGUUCUUUUCGGGCUUGAGUACCGCUAUUAUUCUUAUUCUUAGCCGUUGCGCAUAUCGCGUUGCAGAGCUUCAGGACGGCUACAGUGGCUCGUUGAUCAAGGAGCAAAUCCCGUUUAUCAUUCUUGAGGGUGUGUUUGUCUUUCUUGCGACUAUAAGUUUGUGCUUUGGACAUCCUGGUCUGGUUUUCAAGAAACGAGCUACCGAUGCAAGUCCCGAUUGUAGUCUCGAAGGCGGAAAUUCCACGUAUCAACAGAAGUAG
This is a messenger RNA of Pochonia chlamydosporia 170, 897 nucleotides long. RefSeq names its product RTA1 like protein. The record is from RefSeq and is a predicted model, not a curated record. Bases 1 to 897 code for a protein of 298 amino acids. The transcript has 3 exons. NCBI's taxonomy places the organism in Eukaryota, Fungi, Ascomycota, Sordariomycetes, Hypocreales, Clavicipitaceae. Gene Ontology annotation, cellular component: plasma membrane; fungal-type vacuole.